GAAUAAAGCCCAGCGUGAGCUCGUCAGCACUUGGUGGGAAGCUGCGGAAAAGGAUGGACGUGCUCGACAGUCUCCUUAUGAACGGAAGCAACAUUGCCCCUCUCUGCGAACUCGGGCUCGAAAAUGAGACGUUGUUCUGCUUGAAUCGGCCCCAUGCUUCCAAAGAGUGGCAGCCCGCUGUGCAGAUCCUCUUGUAUUCCUUGAUAUUCCUGCUCAGCGUGCUGGGAAACACGCUGGUCAUCACGGUGCUGAUCCGGAACCAGAGAAUGAGGACUGUCACCAACAUCUUCCUGCUCUCCCUGGCUGUCAGCGACCUCAUGCUCUGCCUCUUCUGCAUGCCGUUCAACCUCAUCCCCAAUCUACUCAAAGAUUUCAUCUUUGGCAGUGCUGUCUGCAAGACCACCACCUACUUCAUGGGCACCUCUGUGAGUGUAUCUACUUUUAAUCUGGUUGCCAUAUCUCUUGAGAGAUACGGUGCGAUUUGCAAACCCUUGCAGUCCCGGGUUUGGCAGACAAAGUCCCAUGCGCUGAAAGUGAUUGCUGCUACCUGGUGCCUCUCCUUUACCAUCAUGACUCCGUACCCAAUUUAUAGCAACUUGGUGCCUUUUACCAAAAAUAACAACCAGACAGCCAAUAUGUGCCGCUUUCUGCUGCCAAAUGAUGUUAUUCAGCAGUCCUGGCAAACAUUCCUGUUGCUCGUCCUCUUUCUUAUUCCUGGAAUUGUGAUGAUGGUGGCCUAUGGAUUAAUCUCUUUGGAACUCUACCAAGGAAUAAAAUUUGAUGUUAGCCAGAAGAAAUCUGCUAAAGAAAGGAAACUCAGCUCGGGCAGCAGUGGCCGGUACGAGGACAGCGAUGGGUGUUACCUGCGGACGUCCAAGCACCCCAGGAGGCUGGAGCUGCAGCAACUAUCCACCCGCAGCAGCAGCAGCAGGGUGGGCCGCAUCAGGAGCAGCAGCUCCGCAGCCAACCUGAUGGCCAAGAAGCGGGUGAUCCGCAUGCUCAUUGUCAUCGUGGUCCUCUUCUUUCUAUGCUGGAUGCCCAUUUUCAGCGCCAACGCCUGGCGGGCGUAUGACACCGCUUCUGCCGAGCGCCGCCUCUCAGGGGCCCCCAUCUCCUUCAUCCUCCUGCUGUCCUACACGUCUUCUUGUGUCAACCCUAUCAUCUACUGCUUCAUGAACAAACGCUUCCGCCUCAGCUUCCUGGCCACCUUCCCCUGUUGUCCCAGCCCCGGCCCCGCAGGAGUGAGAGGAGAAGUGGGAGAGGAGGAAGAAGGCAGGACCACCGGGGCCUCACUGUCCAGGUAUUCCUACAGCCACAUGAGUGCUUCUGCCCCACCCCCGUGAACCACCCUGGGUCCCUCCACUGCACAAGGCAGG
This is a messenger RNA of Chrysochloris asiatica (Cape golden mole), 1376 nucleotides long. RefSeq names its product cholecystokinin A receptor (gene CCKAR). Gene Ontology annotation, cellular component: membrane. The coding region runs from base 54 to 1343 and encodes 429 amino acids. Lineage: Eukaryota; Metazoa; Chordata; Mammalia; Afrosoricida; Chrysochloridae. Gene Ontology annotation, biological process: neuropeptide signaling pathway. Gene Ontology annotation, molecular function: cholecystokinin receptor activity; neuropeptide receptor activity. The transcript has 5 exons. The record is from RefSeq and is a predicted model, not a curated record.